CAAUAUUUUUACCGCUAGAGUACGGUGGGUGUAAAGGAAAGGAUAUAUUUUUAAUUAGAAGUAGUGUUGAUUAGGAUUGGAUGGUUUAGACUUAAUUGGGAUUUGUUUACGUUUCUGUAUCGACAUACUGCAGCAAUGUUCCUCAUUCUUGAUGAAGAACACAAACACCACCUGAACUUCUUCACAACUGUAGAGCCACAGGUGGCAAAAGAAUUCUGCAGGAUAUCACUAGAGUUUCUUCAAAAUGGGUCUAAUGCAAAGGUAUACCAGAAUGUAGCACAGAAGCUGGGAUCAAACUUAGAAACAGUGAAACAUGCAGUGGAGGGCCUUAUGCGUGUACUUUCAGAGGCCUGUAAGCUUAACCUCAGUGAAAUGGAGCUGCAAGACUCUCUGUCAAUUCUAGAUUUACAAGAGGAGAUAAAACAGGAGAUUGUGCGGUGGUAUGUAGACCAUACUGUAGAGUUGCGCUCAGCUCUCAGUAGCCUGAACAUGAAUCUUCUGCAGUACAGUAGCCUUGAAUGGAGAUUUGAUGUUCAAAUUGCAAGUCGCUGUCUGCGUCAGCAGGUGACUCCACUGAUCAUCCUUAAGUUAGACCUCUGCAAGGAUGGAAAGAAGCAACCAGUGGUCCUUCAGACUGAUCCAUGUAACUUAGUUCACCUCACAGAAACCUUAGAAGAAGCUUUAACAGAAGUAAAGUCACAGCACACCCGAAGGAUGAUGAGGAACAUCAAAUGAUGUGUUGGACAAUUCAGUGAUUCUACCAAAAAAAUGUAAAAGUUGAAACUGUAUUACUUUGUAAUAAAAAUGCUUGUUCAUGUU
Molecule: messenger RNA, 819 nt
Organism: Limulus polyphemus (Atlantic horseshoe crab)
Lineage: Eukaryota; Metazoa; Arthropoda; Merostomata; Xiphosura; Limulidae
Product: COMM domain-containing protein 2-like
Exons: 2
Coding region: 136-735 (199 amino acids)
Source: RefSeq, a predicted model, not a curated record